AUGAGCCAGAGCGACGUGUCGCCGUGCGCGGCGCCGCCCAGCCAGCGCGUCUUCCAGGAGGCCGUGCGGCGCGGCAACACCAAGGAGCUGCAGUCGCUGCUGCAGAACAUGACGAACUGCGAGUUCAACGUGAACUCCUUCGGGCCCGAGGGGCAGACGGCGCUGCACCAGUCCGUCAUCGACGGCAACCUGGAGCUCGUCAAGCUGCUCGUCAAGUUCGGCGCCGACAUCCGCCUGGCCAACCGCGACGGCUGGAGCGCGCUGCACAUCGCCGCCUUCGGGGGCCACCAGGACAUCGUGCUCUACCUGAUCACCAAGGCCAAAUACUCCGCCGGCGCGCGGUGAUGCCGGGCCGCCCCCGACGCGUCGAAGCCGCUCGGACCGCGCGCUCCGUGCUUCCGCCCCGCCGCUCAGCCGCUUCCGAGUUCGUUGUUUGGUUCGGUUUGGUUUUCCUUCCGAGGGUUGUUUUCCUACUGUAAUUUUUUUUUUCCGUCUACCUCGGCUGCACUCACAGUAUUCACGGUUUCAGUUUGACGUCUGCUCAGAUGCUUUAAAACCCUCCCGCCCCCCGGUGAUAUUUAAUCCUCCUCCCCGACCCCUCACCCGUCCCUCGGUUUUAAAGCACUCUGCCGCAGAACGAGUUCAUUUCAACACUCCGCCCCUCCCGUCCCCCCGGCGCUGUAGCACUGCAGGUGCCCCGGCCCGGCGGCUCCGGGCUGAUCUCCUCCUGCGAGGUUUUUUUGGUUUUUAUUUUUUUUCGGAGGCAACUCCAUUGGAUAUGACAGACAUGCCCUGCCUGGUUCUUUUUUUUUUUUUUUUUUUUCUUCCCCUUUUUAAGUUGUUUUUUUCUUUUUUUUUUUUUUUUCUUUUCCUUUGGGGGUGUCCGAAGAAAGGCUGCAUCCUCAGCUGGUCCUUGAGUCCAUUUAGCACACGUGAGACCACAGGAAAAGACAUUGAAUCCUUCCUCCCGGCGUCGUGCGUGCGUGUGUGUGUGAGAGGGGAGGGGGGGGGAGAUCAGCAAAUCCUGAACUUAUUUUUUAAUUAAAAAAAAAAAUUAAAAAGGAAAAAAAAAAAAAUAGGUGAAAUAAACUGUAAGAGGCAGAGGAUUUGCUUUGCACAGAAGAGGGGCGCGAGCGCUCUCUGCUGCCUCGAGAGGUGCCUGAAAACUACUGAGAAAUAGUUUGGGAACUUUGGUUGUUCUUGGUUGUUCUUUUGGUGAAACUUGGAUAACGCUUCUCAAUGCAGAACGGUCCCUUUGUGCGUAGAGCCCGCCCGCCUUUUAUAUGGUGUGUGUGUAUAUAUAUAUAUAUAUAUAUA
Molecule: messenger RNA, 1317 nt
Organism: Centrocercus urophasianus (Greater sage-grouse)
Lineage: Eukaryota; Metazoa; Chordata; Aves; Galliformes; Phasianidae
Gene: NRARP
Product: NOTCH regulated ankyrin repeat protein
Exons: 1
Coding region: 1-345 (114 amino acids)
Cellular component (GO): cytoplasm
Molecular function (GO): protein binding; enzyme inhibitor activity; phosphatase regulator activity
Source: RefSeq, a predicted model, not a curated record